Colletotrichum karsti is the source of this 648-nucleotide messenger RNA. RefSeq lists its product as uncharacterized. The coding region runs from base 1 to 648 and encodes 215 amino acids. The record is from RefSeq and is a predicted model, not a curated record. The transcript has a single exon. NCBI's taxonomy places the organism in Eukaryota, Fungi, Ascomycota, Sordariomycetes, Glomerellales, Glomerellaceae.
AUGUGCAUCCCUCGCCCGCGGAGACACAGAUCCUCCUCCAGCACGACCUCUCCCAUCACAAACCUCCCCUACGACCGCCUGGAAUCGCCGCCCCCGACGCCGCGAAUGGCCCCCAAACCACUCACCACCACCUCAGCGAUGCCGACCAUCGGCAUGCCGGGACCCUCCUCAGCCCGCGUCUCCUCCCAGCACGAGCGCCUGCUCCUCGAGCUCCUCCCCUUUAAAGAAGCGUCCAAGUUCCACGAGUGGCUCGACAGCCCCUUCGUCCGCGGGCCCUGGAACGAGUUCCACGCCGACUUCCUCCUCCGGUGCGGGGCCGCGUCCGGAGGAGGCCCGUCCGGUGGUGGUGGCGGCGCCGGCAUCCCGGAGCCGGACAAGGCCCGCACCGCGCAGGCCGCGCGCGAGGCCCUCAACUCCAAAAAGCCAAAGUUCCUCGUCUACCACCCGGACAAGACGGGCUGGACCGCCGAGGACCACUACGUGCGCUUCAUCAUCACCCUCGUCGCCGACAACCUGCUGCAGAACCUGUGGUACGAGUCCGAGUGGAAGAAGCGGGGGCUCGACAUCGCAAAGGCCGCGUACGAGGUGCUCAUCUUCCUCAAGGCCACCCUGUACGUCGACCCCAGCCCGCCGAGUUACUCGGCAUGA